GCAGCGGGCGGGCGCAUGUGGGGUCGCGCGGCGUGGAGGCGCUGCCCGCGAGGGCUGCGGCGCGGACGGGGGGCGCUGCUGGCGCUGCUGGCCCUGCUGGCGCUGGCCGGGCUGGGCUCGGUGCUGCGGACGCGGCGCGGGGCCGGGGCGGCCGAGCCGGGACUCCGACGCACUCCGCGUUCCGGGCGGCGCGACCCGGUCCUGCCGCGGCCGCCGGUGUCGGAGGACGCUCUGGGAGCGCACGGCGAGGCGGUGAGGCUGGAGCUCCAGGGAGAAGAGCUGCGCCUGCAGGAGGAGAGCGUGCGGCUGCACCAGAUCAACAUCUACCUCAGCGACCGCAUCUCAUUGCACCGCCGCCUGCCCGAGCGCUGGAACCCGCUGUGCAAAGAGAAGAAAUAUGAUUACGAUCAUUUGCCCACGACAUCUGUCGUCAUAGCAUUUUAUAAUGAAGCCUGGUCAACUCUCCUUCGGACAGUUUACAGUGUUCUCGAGACGUCCCCAGACACCCUGCUAGAAGAAGUUAUCCUUGUAGAUGACUACAGUGAUCGAGAGCACCUGAAGGAGCGCCUGGCCACUGAGCUGGCCGGGCUGCCCAAGGUCCGCCUGAUCCGCGCCAGCAAGAGGGAGGGCCUGGUGCGAGCGCGGCUGCUGGGGGCUUCGGCAGCCAAGGGCGACGUGCUGACCUUCCUGGACUGUCACUGUGAGUGCCACGAGGGGUGGCUGGAGCCACUGCUGCAGAGGAUCCAUGAAAAGGAGUCGGCAGUGGUGUGCCCUGUGAUUGAUGUUAUCGACUGGAACACCUUUGAGUACCUGGGGAAUCCUGGGGAGCCGCAGAUCGGUGGUUUUGACUGGAGGCUGGUGUUCACGUGGCACGUGGUUCCCAAGAGGGAGAGGAUUCACAUGCGGUCCCCCGUUGAUGUCAUCAGGUCUCCAACCAUGGCUGGUGGGCUGUUCGCUGUGAGUAAGAGAUAUUUUGAAUACCUGGGGUCUUACGAUACAGGAAUGGAAGUUUGGGGCGGAGAAAACCUCGAAUUCUCCUUUAGGAUCUGGCAGUGCGGAGGCACCCUGGAGACGCACCCGUGUUCGCAUGUAGGCCACGUUUUCCCGAGGCAAGCUCCCUACUCCCGCAGCAAGGCUCUGGCCAACAGUGUCCGCGCAGCUGAAGUGUGGAUGGAUGAAUUCAAAGAGCUCUACUACCAUCGCAACCCCCACGCCCGCUUGGAACCCUUUGGGGACGUGACAGAGAGGAAGCAGCUCCGUGCAAAGCUCCAGUGUAAGGACUUCAAAUGGUUCUUGGAGACCGUGUAUCCAGAACUGCAUGUGCCUGAGGACAGGCCUGGCUUCUUUGGGAUGCUCCAGAACAAAGGACUGAAAGAUUACUGCUUUGAUUAUAACCCUCCCAAUGAACACCAGAUCACAGGACACCAGGUCAUUCUGUACCACUGUCAUGGGAUGGGUCAGAACCAGUUUUUCGAGUACACGUCCCAGAAUGAAAUACGCUAUAACACCCACCAGCCAGAGGGCUGUGUGAGUGUGGAAGCAGGAUCGGAUGUCCUCAUCAUGCAUCUCUGUGAGGAGGCCACCCCAGAGGAUCAGAAGUUCAUCCUGCAGGAGGAUGGUUCAUUAUUUCACGUACAGUCGAAGAAAUGUGUUCAGGCCGAGAGGAAGGAGUUGAGCGACAAUUUUGUACCACUCUUACGAGACUGCACCAACUCGGAACAUCAGAAAUGGUUCUUCAAAGAACGCAUGGAUUAAAUAGCUCCUCAGCAGGCAGGAACACGGUAUGAACUCCUUCCAGUACAGCUCAGUCCUCUCGUAAAUGUCAUGUGCUGUGGGGCCAAAGCAUCCCUCCUCCACUGUGGUAACUUUUAAAGCAGGUGAGGUGCCCCUCUCGGCCUGUGAUGGAGGUAAGCAGUCUGCUCUGCCCCCUCCCCCAUGCCCUUCCAGUCCGAGCUCCAUUGAAGGGGUGUCAGCCCUUCCCAGGGUGUAGGAAGACAGUUUGGGCAGACAGAAAAUUAGUGCUAAUCAGCUUCAUAAUGAGCGCUGGAAAGCUACACAGGCUUUUUUUGUGUGUGUUCACUGGGCACCACUGGUAAUUAGCUUUGCUUGAAAAGUCAUCCCUCUUACUCCUGCCAGCAGUUUAUAUGUGGUCGUUUUUAGGGUGGAAGAACUAAUAAAAAUAUUCAGGGUGUCAAGGGAAAUAUUUGCACAGACUGGGAGGCAAUUUAUAACAUUUUGAGGAACCUUUCCCCUUCACUUUCUCCUUCUCUGAUGGAUGAGGAGUCUCAGCCCUGCCCCACUGGAAGGUAGAGAUUGGCCUCCAGCCCUUGAGUGUGGAGUCAGGAGUCCUGGGGACCAGCCCCAGUUGUGGUGGGCUGUGUCCCCUGCUAGGACUCAUUUCCUCAUCUGAAUAAUGGGGAUAAAAGUAUCCU
Molecule: messenger RNA, 2432 nt
Organism: Camelus dromedarius (Arabian camel)
Lineage: Eukaryota; Metazoa; Chordata; Mammalia; Artiodactyla; Camelidae
Gene: GALNT12
Product: polypeptide N-acetylgalactosaminyltransferase 12
Exons: 11
Coding region: 16-1755 (579 amino acids)
Biological process (GO): protein O-linked glycosylation
Cellular component (GO): Golgi apparatus
Molecular function (GO): polypeptide N-acetylgalactosaminyltransferase activity
Source: RefSeq, a predicted model, not a curated record